Glarea lozoyensis ATCC 20868 is the source of this 2376-nucleotide messenger RNA. RefSeq names its product Zn2/Cys6 DNA-binding protein. Gene Ontology annotation, molecular function: DNA binding; zinc ion binding; DNA-binding transcription factor activity, RNA polymerase II-specific. Bases 1 to 2376 code for a protein of 791 amino acids. The transcript has a single exon. The record is from RefSeq and is a predicted model, not a curated record. Gene Ontology annotation, biological process: DNA-templated transcription; regulation of DNA-templated transcription. Lineage: Eukaryota; Fungi; Ascomycota; Leotiomycetes; Helotiales; Helotiaceae.
AUGGCGGGGUCAUCACAUAACAUCUACGCAAGAUCUCCAAUUCCGUCUACAGCAUCCUAUGACUCCUCUUCAGUGUCAUCUGCCGCUUCACCUCGAAUGCAAGGGGGAUAUGAUGGAGGACUAAUGGGAGCUUCUUCCAGAGGAAUGGGUGGACAUCCGCAACAUAUUAAUCUUCCGUUAAGUCACAGUGCUUUUCAAAACCCGUAUGGUCCAUCUACCACUUCGCCGGGACCUCCAGGAAUGGAAUCGAUGGCCGCCUCAACUGGCUCUUCGAGCGGAACGCCAGGAGUCUCAAGUGCGCAGAUGUCCUCCGCGAACCUUCAAGCACAGAAGAGGGCAUACAGACAAAGGAGAAAAGAUCCCAGUUGCGACGCUUGUCGAGAACGCAAAGUGAAAUGCGACGCGACAGAGACAACAAGUUGUUCGGAAUGCUCAAGUCGCAAUGUAAAAUGUCAGUUUACCAAAGAAACCAACCGAAGGAUGUCUUCAAUCAAGCAGGUCCAAGACCUGGAGAAGCAAAUAACUCAGGUGAAGAGGGAGAAUUCGCAUCUGCGGUCGUUGCUGAACGCGAGGGAGUCUGAACUCAUGGCGAGCGGGGAAGCUCAACAGCCAUCAUUGAAACUUCCUGAGAUCGGAUCACAUCCCAAACAACGUCCCCGACCUCCACCACCUCACGAUCUCUCCCGUGUGCGGUCCAACAUCAGAAAUUUCGGCCGUGGAAUAUUCAAGCCCCCAGCUCUAUACCGACAGAUAGGAGCGCAAGGACACUUCAAUCCUCCGCGACCAGAUCUACCCCCAAAAUUUGUGGCAGACCAUCUUCUCAAGUCCUACUACUCAUCAAUGCAUUUGAUCAUCCCGAUUCUCCAUUGGCCUACUUUUGAGCAAGAGUAUGAAGCAGUUUAUAAAGCUGGUAGUCUCCAUGGAGUGCCCCCUGUUUGGAGUUCGCUUUUGUUUGCAGUCUUCGCGGUCGGUGUGCUUUUUAGUUCGGAUUCCAGCAUACGGCGCCCUCAGCAAGGCAAAGAUUUUAUUGAAGUAUCUAGGACUCUGAUCGAUAUGUGGAACGACGAUUUUGUCAUCGAUCAUGCAAAAACAGCCAUUUUAACCAGCAUUUUUCUCACAGAAAUGAACUUGAAAUCAGCAGCUUGGACUUGGCUUGCUUCUGCUGUACGAAUUUCGCAAGACAUUGGAUUACACUGCGAGACAGGACCGUGGCCUAUGAUCGAGGGAGAGAUGCGACGACGGGUAUGGUGGGGUAUAUAUGUUUGGGAUCGCCACAUGUCUCUUGAGCUUGGAAAGCCACUGCUGAUUGAAGACGGGGACUGCGAUGCGGGUAUACCGGCAGCUAUCGAUGACCACUGGAUACAUGAUGCUGGCAUAAUGGUCCCGACAGGCGCAUCUCCCCUGACGAAUUUUGUUCUUCCUAUAAUUCAUGUCGUACGUUCUGUCUCGCAGCUUAUCAAAACACUAAAGUUACCGAUCAUCUCUUUAACCACCCUCGCUACCUUCGACACGCAUUUCAAUUCCUGCAUGUCCGCUUUUCCACCCGAAUGUCAACCCACAGCGCAAGAACCGCUCAAUCCAAUAAUGCUAGCACCGAUAUGCUACCUGAUGAAUGCUCGACUGGUCUUGCAUAGACAUAAUCUCACUACCUCAUGUCCGCCAGAAGUACGAAGCAACGCCAUUGAAAAAUGUAUAAGAGUCGCCCUCGACUCUAUGAAACUUUUUGCUCGAGCCAUGACGUUUCCAGCCUCUCCGACCCCUGAGAUACCGCUUUUCGGGUCCACUGCUAACGCGCUGACCUGCACGCAUAUCUGGCGCUGUACUCUGAUCCUCCUCUUUGCUAGCCAACUGGAUGCGGCACUGACGUGUAUCAGGGCGUCUAGCAUCAUAGCCACGCUUCGAGACGUCAAUGUGGCCUGUGGGCGCAACAUCGCAUUCUUCCUCGACGUUCUCAUCGAAAAACGGCGCAGUGGAGGCUCUGCUGGGUUUGGUGGUCCAAGUAAUGGGCGUGAAAUAGAUGAGGAGCUCAUUGCGUACGUUUCAGGAGAUUUACAAGCCAGUACCGAAAAUAGCUGGGUUUGGACCGGCGGCGAGACUGGCAUGGAUAUUGCUGCGAACAUUGGGACGAAAGGUCUUAGUCCUACUUUACAUCGGGGUGGGAACGAGAAUGGGACGGCCAUAUUGAGUGAUGUAGAGGCUAGGGACUGGGGUGGCUGGGAAAGAGUUGAAUACUUACUCAGUAUAUUGGCUAGGGAGUCAGGAAGUGCCUAUCAACAAGCGGGUUUUAGAGGAGUGCAGGGAGCGCCGCCACGAGGAGACAGUGGGAGGGAAAGAGGUAAAGGUAAUGAGAGGAUGAGCAUUACGAAUAUCAUUUAA